AUGGAGAUGUCCCAUAUUCUGUCUCCACAUUACCAUGUGAUCAAGGAGCUGGGUCAUGGAACUUUCGGCAAAGUCCUACUAGCAAAAGAACUAGACACAGGUAAAUCUGUUGCACUUAAAAUUCUGAGGAAGGACAGAACUAUUCCCAAAAUGUUCUUCCAGGAACUGAGCAUCUCCCUAGAUCUGUCAGAUUACCCGGGUAUCAUCACCACCCAUAACUCCUACAUAGAAACAUCUGAGCACUACAUCUUUACCCAGGAACUGGCAAUAGCUGGCACUUUACAAUCCAUCAUUGAGGCUGAGGUUGGGAUUCCAGAAGAGAUGGUAAAGCGUUGUACCCUACAACUUACUGGGGCCCUAGAAUACAUGCACAGUCGGGGUCUGGUGCAUAGAGACCUUAAGCCUGACAAUGUGCUGCUGAUGGACAAGGAAUGUUAUCAAAUUAAACUAAGUGACUUUGGUCUCACCCAACAUGCUGGCACUCUUAUAUCGUCUAUGUCUCAUAUAAUCCCGUACAUGUCUCCAGAGCUGUGUGCCCUCACGCCCAAUGAGUACCUUCUCCUGGAUACGUCUAUUGACAUUUGGGCAAUGGGAGUUCUCCUUUAUGUCAUUCUCACGGGGUGUUUUCCCUGGAAAGAAGCUGCAGAACAUGAUCCAAACUAUCAGAUGUUUGCCAGUUGGCAAGACAACCGACAUGAUAGCUCUGUAUCUGCUUCAUGGGGGAAAUUCACCAUAGAGGCUCAGGAUAUGUUUUGCAAGUUGCUUCAUCAGGAUCCAUCAUCUAGAAGCCCAGUGGGUGUUAUCUUUGACUAUAUGCACUUUCCUUGGAAUAAUAUUGACGUGUGCAUGGAGAUAAUUGUGGUGAUGGAGGAGCAGGAAAAUAGAGGCAUUGAAGUCACUGAAGAGAAGCAGGUGGUUGUUGUUGAAGGAAUGAGUGAUAUUGAAUUUGUGUUUUUAGAUGUCACAGAAGAGAUUCCAGUUUCCACUCACCCAAUAUUUAUGUUUCUUACAGAAACCUCCAUGAGUCUGGGGGCAGAGGUUGAGAUCAUGUAA
This is a messenger RNA of Bombina bombina (fire-bellied toad), 1053 nucleotides long. Its product is annotated as serine/threonine-protein kinase SBK1-like. The record is from RefSeq and is a predicted model, not a curated record. The coding region runs from base 1 to 1053 and encodes 350 amino acids. Gene Ontology annotation, molecular function: protein serine/threonine kinase activity; ATP binding. The transcript has 4 exons. Gene Ontology annotation, biological process: peptidyl-serine phosphorylation; peptidyl-threonine phosphorylation. Lineage: Eukaryota; Metazoa; Chordata; Amphibia; Anura; Bombinatoridae.